Messenger RNA from Malassezia japonica, 426 nucleotides. RefSeq lists its product as uncharacterized. The transcript has 2 exons. Bases 1 to 426 code for a protein of 141 amino acids. The record is from RefSeq and is a predicted model, not a curated record. NCBI's taxonomy places the organism in Eukaryota, Fungi, Basidiomycota, Malasseziomycetes, Malasseziales, Malasseziaceae.
AUGAGCGCGACGGUGACCGAGAAGACCAAGGAAGUUACUGCUACGGCCAAUGCCCCUGAGGGUGGCUCGGCCGUGUCGGAUGUGCAGGCUGGUAAGGCGCGUGCCGCCGACGACAGCAAGAAGGAGGGUGACGACGACGACGAGGAGUACGACGAAGAAGAGGACGAGGACUUUGUAUGUGCCCCGUGCUCACAGCAGGUCGAGGGCGAGGACGACGAUGAAGAUGAUGAGGAGGAAGAGGAGGAGGAAGAUGAUGAGGAAGAGUACGAUGACGAGGACGACGAGGACGACGAGGACGACGAGGGAGAGUCGGCCGCCCAAUCCGGCAACAAGCGCAAGGCCGAGGAUGACGACGAGGAUGACGACGAAGAUGAUGAUGGCGAGGAGGAGCCUGAGUCGUCCAAGGUCGCCAAGACCGACGAGUAA